Solanum verrucosum is the source of this 1665-nucleotide messenger RNA. RefSeq names its product sesquiterpene synthase 9-like. Gene Ontology annotation, biological process: diterpenoid biosynthetic process. The coding region runs from base 14 to 1654 and encodes 546 amino acids. Gene Ontology annotation, molecular function: magnesium ion binding; terpene synthase activity. The transcript has 7 exons. Lineage: Eukaryota; Viridiplantae; Streptophyta; Magnoliopsida; Solanales; Solanaceae. The record is from RefSeq and is a predicted model, not a curated record.
GUAGAGUGAAGCAAUGGCUACUACUUCUCCUAAUAAUAAGUCUCGUCGCUUAGCUAAUUUUCACUCAACUGUUUGGGGAUAUCAUUUCCUUUCUUAUACUCCUGAAAUAAGUACCCAAGAGAAACUUGAAGUUGAUGAGUUAAAAGAAAUAUUCAGGAAAAUGUUGAUGGAAACUUGUGAUAAUAGCACUCAAAAACUUGUGUUGAUAGACACAAUCCAACGAUUGGGAGUAGAAUAUCAUUUCCAUAAUGAAAUCGAAACAUCCAUUCAAAAUAUUUUUGAUUCUCAACUACAGAGUGAGAAUAAUGAUGACAACCUUUACGUUGUUGCUCUUCGUUUUCGACUGCUAAGGCAACAAGGACAUUACAUCUCUUCUGAUGUCUUCAAGAAAUUCAUAGAUCAUGAUGGAAAAUUCAAAGAAAACCUUACUGAUGAUGUUCAAGGAUUAUUGAGUCUACAUGAAGUAGUACAUCUGAGAGUACGCGGGGAGGAAAUUCUUGAAGAAGCUCUUAUCUUUACUAUCACUCAUCUCGAAUCUAUGCUCUCCAACUCGAACAAUGACUCGAUUAAGGUUCAAAUUACUGAAACCUUAAGCCAACCUAUUCACAAGACUGCAGCAAGGAUGGGAGCUAGGAAAUACAUAUCCACCUAUGAAAACAAUGAUGCACACGACAAUUUUCUUUUGAAAUUUGCAAAAUUGGAUUUCAACAUGCUACAAAAGAUGCACCAAAGAGAGCUUAGUGAGCUUACAAGGUGGUGGAAAGAUUUGGAUUUUGCAAACAAAUUGUCACAUGUAAGAGACAGAUUGGUUGAGUGUUACUUUUGGAUACUAGGAAUGUAUUUUGAGCCUAAAUAUAAUCGUGCUAGAACAAUGAUGACUAAAGUACUAAAGAUGAGCUCUAUUAUUGAUGAUACAUAUGAUGCUUAUGGAACACUUGAUGAACUUGCAUCUUUCACCGAUGCAAUCCAAAGAUGGGAUAUCACUGCAAUCGAUUCAAUCGAGCCAUAUCUAAGACCUGCUUAUGAAGCUCUUCUAGACGUUUAUAGUGAAAUGGAACAAGUAUUGGCCAAAGAAUGUAAAUCAGACCGUGUAUACUAUGCAAAACAAGAGAUGAAGAAUUUGGUGAGUGCCUAUUUUAAGGAAGCCCAAUGGUUAGAUGGUGGCUGUAUUCCAAAAUGUGAAGAGCACUUGGAGAAUGCACUUGUAAGCUCUGGCUGUCUUAUGGCAACCGCUUCUUCCUUGGUUGGUAUGGAGGAAUUUAUACCCAAACAGACUUAUGAAUGGUUAAUGAAUGAGCCUUUGAUUGUACGAGCAUCCUCAAUGAUUUGUAGAGCAAUGGACGAUAUUAUUGGACAUGAAACUGAACAAGAAAGAGGACAUGUAGCUUCAAUUAUUGAAUGCUACAUGAAAGAAUAUGGAGCUUCAAAGCAAGAGGCAUACAUGAAGUACCAUAAAGAAGUCAUCAAUGGAUGGAAGGAUGUAAACAAAGAACUUCUCCGUCCUACUAAAGUGCCAAUAUUUGUCCUUGAACGAGUUUUAAAUUUUGCACGUGUGAUGGACAUGUUAUACAAAGAAGAAGAUGCAUAUACAAACUCCAAAGGCAAACUAAAAAAUAUGAUUAGCUUGUUACUAGUUGAAUCUAUCAAAAUAUGAAAAUCAUUAUG